Molecule: messenger RNA, 1650 nt
Organism: Cyclocybe aegerita
Lineage: Eukaryota; Fungi; Basidiomycota; Agaricomycetes; Agaricales; Hemipholiotaceae
Source: the annotation of a GenBank genome assembly
GAUGUCGGCUACGAAAGUACUCCGUUCAGAUUAUAUCUUGUUGUUCCCUCAUUUUUUUACAUCUUGCUUCGAACGACCACGACCUCAGGCCUCAACGUUCAACGCCCACGACGUUGCUCUUUCUGUGAUUGUAUUGGAUUUUCGAUCUCACGCGGCCACACCUUCUCACUCUUCGAUCCCCGUCCCCGACCCUUUAAGCUUAAGCUUCCUAUCCACUGCUAAGGAAUCACUCCCUCCAAGGAAGAUGGCCCCACGCGACGACGAUUGGUCGGACUCGGAUGAAGAGGAGCUGUCCGAAGUUGAGACCAACGUGCUACUUGGUGUCCCAGACGGCAACGUCGAUAUCGACAUCGAUGUUCUCGACGCUGCCGUUUCUCGUAUUGGUGGACUCCCGGCGCUCCUACCUUCUCGUGAACUCCUCAUAUCAUCCUCCCACUGCAAGUCGUGUUCGCAGCCUAUGGAGCUACUUGUUCAGAUGUGGUGCCCAUUCGAGGACAGCCCGAUGGAUAGGGCGCUGUACAUCUGGGGUUGCGCGCGUUCAGGUUGUCAGGGCAAAGAAGGCAGUGUACGCGCGUGGCGAGGACUGCGAUAUAACGAGAAGUAUGCCCUUAAGCUGGAGGCCAAACGCCAACGGAAGCUGGAGCGUGAGCGGGCGAAAAUAACGGCCGACGAAGAAAGGAUCCGGCUGCAGAAGACCUUGGCUAGCCCGAAAAGCAACCCCUUUGCGAUGGCCGGCGGGGGGAGUUUGGGAGGAAAUAAAGGGAAUAUGUUUAAUUUGGGCGCUCAAAUCUUCGGCGGCACUCCUUUGUUAAAUGCUCAAUCCACACCCGAAGCGACCCCCGAAGAUCAGGCAAAAACUGUCAAAGAUGAAGAACUCUUAGACGAUGAAGACGACGACUCUAAUUCAGAUGCCGAUUCAGAGGAGUCGCUCCUCACUGCGAUGGCAGCGACAACGAUAGGCGAAUCUCCAUGGAGAUCAGCCCCCUCGUACCCGGCGAUCUAUUUGUCCACAAUGACGGAAUACCUACCUGCUCAACCGAAACCGCGAAUCCCGAAGGGUGUCGCAGUGGAAGAACUCGGAGACGACAAGAAGGAGAAGGACGUUAGUUGGUCGAAGGAGAUGUACGAGAAUUCUCUCGACGUCGAUCAGGUAUUUGAGAGAUUCACAAAGAGAGUCGGAGUUGAGGCUGAGCAGUGCGUGAGGUAUGAGCUGAAGGGUACACCACUGCCUUUCGCCUCCGAUAAGACCUUCGAUCUCCUUUGGCCUGCUCCAAAAGAAGAUCCUCUUCCAGUGACGAAGCCCGAUUUCAAAGUCGUACACUCUCAAGCAAGACAAUAUAAAGCGACAGCCGUUCCAUUUUGUCCUUCUUGCAACUCCAAACGGGUGUUCGAAUGCCAACUUAUGCCCAACCUGAUCAACGUUCUGCGGCUGACAUGGGAAGCGGAGGAUAAGACCAAGAAGCUCACAGAUGAGGGGCGGCGGAAGGUCGUUGAACGGGCGUUGAAGGGAUUGGACAAAGACCUGAAAAGGGGGAUGGAGUGGGGGACUUGUAUGAUUUUUUCUUGUGAAAAGAACUGCUGUCUCGAAGAGGGGAAAGAGGUGAAGGAAGCAUGGAAGGAGGAGGUUGUAUAUAUUCAAUGGGAUGUUUG